AUGACCAACUUAGAGGUCAAUGCCGGGCUCGAGCAGAUCAGGGCAACCAAGACACUCGCCCAGCUCAAGGCCGUACACUCUCGUGUGGCGCACCUCGUCCAAUCCAAUGUUUACAUGGCCAAUUUCCUCCUCCAGAUGUACGGCACCCGCGGCGGCGUGGAAGAUGCCAAGAGAGUCUUCGACGGGACGGCCAAGAAGAACGUCUUUUCCUGGGCACUGAUGCUCUCGGCAUAUGCCCAGAACGGGCAUCUGGAGGAGGCCCGGGGUAUAUACUCGGCCAUGCCCGAGCACAACCUGGUGACGUGGACGGUCAUGAUCAACGCACUUGCCCAGCACGGGCAUGUGGACGAGGCCAAGCACGUGUUCGAUUCCAUGCGGGAGAGGGAUAGAGUCUCAUGGACGGCGAUGCUUACAGCGUUUGUGGACAAUGGACGGCUGGGAGACGCCAGGAAUCUCUUCGCUAAGAUGCCUGAAUUGAGCAUCUUCUCCGAGACCGCGAUGCUCACGGCCCUGGCCCGGGAGGGUCUCAUUGACGAGGCCAAGAAUCUCUUCGAUUCCAUGCUCGAGAGGGACAUGAUCUCCUGGACGGCGAUGCUCGUCGCCUAUGCCGACAACAAGAUGAUCGAGGAGGCCGAGCUUGUUUUCCGGACGAUGCCCGAGAGGGAUCUUGUCUCGUGGAAUGCAAUGCUUGCCGGGUAUGCGCAGAACGGGCAAUUCAACGAGGCCAAGCGGCUCUUUGCUCGGAUGCGCGAGAAAAACAUGAUCUCGCUCACAGCAAUGGCGUCGGCGUAUGCUCAAAAUGGGGAUUUGGAGAGCACCAAGAAGAUCUUUGAUCGAAUGCCAGAGAGGAGCUUAGUUUCGUGGAACACAAUGCUGAGUGCCUAUGCCCAGACUGGGCACAUAGAAGAGGCUAAAGCCCUCUUUUACGCAAUGCGAGAGAGUAACCUGGUAUCGUGGAACACGAUGCUUUCGGCAUAUACCGCUUCCGGGAAUAUCCCUGAGGCAAGGAGCUUGUUUGCUCGGAUGAAAGAGUGGGACUUUAUUUCGUGGACUGUGAUGCUAGUGGCAUAUUCCCAGCAAGGGCUGGUUGAGGAAUCUAAACAGGUUUUCGAUGAGAUGCAAGAGAGGGAUCUUGCGUCGUGGAACGCAAUGCUCUCGGCAUAUGCCAUAAACGGGCAUAUUGAGACAGCGAGGAACCUCUUUGGUGCGAUGGAGGAACGUGACCAAAUCUCGUGGAACAUAAUGCUUUGCGCGCACUCGCGCAGUGGGAACCUGGAAAAUGCGAAGAAUCUCUUCGAUCUUAUGCGCGAGCACGACCUUGUGUCGUGGAACGCGAUGCUCUCUGCAUAUUCCCAGAAUGGGCAUCUGGAAUACGCCAAGAGCAUUUUCGACCGGAUGCAAGAGCGCGACAGGGAGAGAGACGCAGUGGCGUGGGGCGCAAUGCUCGCGUCAUAUGCUCUAAACGAGAAUCUCGACAAGGCGAAGAGUUUCUUCGAUAGCAUGGAGGAACGAAGCAAUGUGUCGUGGACGGUGAUCCUUUCGGCAUAUGCCCAGAAAGGGCGCGUGGAAGAUGCGGCGAAUCUCUUCAAAUCCAUGGACGAGCGCGACCGCGUGUCGUGGACGGCGAUGCUUGCGGCAUUCGCCCAAAAGGCGAGCUUCGAGAUCGCAAUGGAGUUCUUUGGCGCGAUGAAUUUGGCAGCAGAAUCACCCGACGAGGCAACGAUCGUGUGCGCGAUCGCGGCUUGCAGCCACAGUGGCAAGUUCAAGGAUGGGCUCGCGUGCUUCCGAUCGAUGCAAAUGGAUCACGGCGUGAAACCCACCAAGCAAUUGUAUAGCUGCGCGGUGGAUCUUCUCGCGCGAUCGGGGCAUCUAGAGGAAUCGGAGGAGCUCAUCCAUACCAUGCCAUUCGUGCCGGAUUCGCUGGAUUGGACGGCGCUGCUAGCCGGGUGCAAGAGCCACAAGGAUUCCAAGAGAGGAGCUCGAGCGUCGCAGAGAAUGGUGGAUAUGGACGCCAAGAAUGUGGCGGGCUACGUGCUUCUCUCCAACAUGUACAGAGAUCCGACGGUCAGAAAGCUUUCCCUCUCGACGGAUGGAAUCGUGCCAAGUAGAGCCCUAAAACCCCUGGGCUAG
This is a messenger RNA of Selaginella moellendorffii, 2130 nucleotides long. RefSeq names its product pentatricopeptide repeat-containing protein At4g02750-like. The record is from RefSeq and is a predicted model, not a curated record. Gene Ontology annotation, molecular function: protein binding. Lineage: Eukaryota; Viridiplantae; Streptophyta; Lycopodiopsida; Selaginellales; Selaginellaceae. The coding region runs from base 1 to 2130 and encodes 709 amino acids. The transcript is spliced from 2 exons.